AUGCAAAAGAGCAAUAGUAAAGAGCAACAAAAGAUGUCUUAUUCUACCAUAAUAUUUUUGUCUCUAGCUUUGUUAAGCCAAUGCCAUGCUGAUUUGAUAGGUGAUUUGUGCACCAAAUCCAACAAUCCAUCCCUAUGCAACCAAGCCCUAAGAUCCGAUCCUCGAUCACAGGGUGCUAAUGCUCGAGGCUUGGCUGGGAUUGCGCUUGACAAUUCCUUGUCCACCACACAAGCCUCCAUCAACGUGGCGAAGUCAGUGUCCAACCCUAGCAACAAAGAUAAAAUUGACACGUGUAUCGAGAACUUUGGUGAAGCCGUUGACAACUUGCAAGAGGCCAAGCCCUUGAUACCGAAGCUAGAUAGGCCUAGCAUCAGCACACUCCAAACCAGAGGCUCGGCAGCUCUAACCGAUGUCGAUACUUGCAGUGAUGAAUUUAGAGCAAGUGAACCAAGUGAAUUGAAGCAAGCUACUGAUAAGGCAUACACCUUUAUUCAGUUGCUUCUGAUUAUUGUUAAUACAUUGUAA
Molecule: messenger RNA, 525 nt
Organism: Salvia splendens (bonfire salvia)
Lineage: Eukaryota; Viridiplantae; Streptophyta; Magnoliopsida; Lamiales; Lamiaceae
Product: pectinesterase inhibitor
Exons: 1
Coding region: 1-525 (174 amino acids)
Biological process (GO): negative regulation of catalytic activity
Molecular function (GO): pectinesterase inhibitor activity
Source: RefSeq, a predicted model, not a curated record